UCAUGUCGUCGGUGAGGCUGGAAGGCGAAGUGCUCGCGCGGGAUGAUUGGUGAGGUGUUCCACUGACCGCGCCCUCAUUUCGCGCCUAUAACCGCUACGUUACCGGGAGAACGCGCAUAUAGCGGUAGAUCUGCUGUGGCGUUUCAUGCAGGUUGAGCGGCUUGACGCGCUCACGCGGCCGUCGACUGUACGGCAGUGAAAGGGGAGGGCAAACGCAGCAUUUCGCCUCUCUGGACUAUAUAAAAGACAAACGAACAAUUUACAGUGAGAAGUGGGGAUAAAGCGCGCUCACUUUCAGCCACAAACACAGAGGCCUGGUCAGAGGAUUUCUGGUGGUGACGUCUUGCCGGUGGAAUGCAGAUGCACUUCUCUAAGGGGAGCUGAGGUUUGCUGUGGAAAGAAAUCAUGUAUUUGACCUACUACCCACAAAACGAAAAAUACAACCGCAGCAGUAAUCCUACUUUCACCAGAGGGUGAGAUGCAUAAAUCGGUCUUUUAACAUGUCGAGUCAACUAGAUUUUUAGGGCAGUUUUAGAUUUCAAAGCACUAAGUAAGUACUGUGUGAGUUUUUUUUUCUUACAUGGUCUUUCAGAAGUGUUCCUCAAUGGAGAUACUCAGAAGAGAAUCAAGAUGGAGAAUCUAGUGAAAAGAAACUCUUAAAUAUUAGUUUUUUUUUUAGAAAACUGGGAUCUUACCAAUUCUGCAGCGCUAUUUUGGAAAAGGCCAGAUAUAUUAAUACGCUAGACUGGGAAUAAAUCUCUCCUCUGCAGUGGAUUAAGAGAAACGGAACAUUAGAAAAGGAGGAUUAGGAGCACACUUGGAAGAUGAUGACACGGAAGUGGAGGUGCGGCGCGAAGUUCUCGCGGGCCUCCUUUUGGCUGGGGCUCAUGGUGGCCAUAGCUAUCACUGCAGCUCUGGAGUUUGAUGGUCUGCCGGGUCAGUGGGUUCGCUAUGAACCCUGGGAGGCGGGAGCCACCGGAGAGCUGAGCUUCACCAUGAAGACGAACAUCAGCAAAGCUGUAGUGCUGUACCUGGAUGAUGGCGGCAACUGUGACUUCCUGGAGCUCCUGAUCAACGACGGCCGUCUGCAGUUGCGCUUCGCCAUCCACUGCGGCGAGCCGGCCUCGUUGCACAUGGAGACGCACAUCAACGACGAACGCUGGCAUCGCAUACUGCUCACGAGGAAUUACCGUGAGACCAUGCUGGCGAUGGAUGGGGAGAGCAAAGUGGUGGAGGUGAAGUCCAAGCGAAGGGAAAUGAUGGUGGCCAGCGACUUGUAUGUGGGUGGGAUCCCACCGGACGUGCGUCUCUCGGCCCUCACCUCCAGCACGGUCAAAUACGAGCCACCUUUCCGAGGCCUGAUCGCCAACUUGAAGUUAGGAGAGACUCCUCCUGCUCUCCUGGACAGUCAGGGCGUGAAGAACGAUCUGGAAUACCUGUGUACCAAACAAAACCCCUGCAGCAACGGAGGACGCUGCUCCAUUCAUGACAGUGAGGUGCUGUGUGAUUGCUCCAAUACUGGCUACAAAGGGAAAUACUGCACUGAAGCUCUCCAGCAAGUUUUAGGAGGUGAUCCAGAAUCAGGCCAAGUGGAGUCAGUGGCCACGUUCAAGGGUAAUGAGUUCUUCAGCUACGACCUGUCCCAAAAGCCCAUCCAGAGCAGCACAGAUGAAAUCACCCUGUCCUUCCGAACGCUGCAGAGGAAUGGUCUCCUGCUCCACACCGGCAAGUCUGCCGACUAUGUCAACCUGUCUCUGAAAAGUGGGGCCGUGUGCCUGGUCAUCAACCUGGGCUCCGGUGCCUUUGAGGCUCUGGUGGAGCCGUCCGACGGCAAGUUCAACGACAAUGCCUGGCACGCGGUCCGUGUGUCCCGCAACCUACGUCAGGUGACGAUAUCGGUGGACAGCCUGCUGACAACCACUGGCUACACCCAGGAGGACUACACCAUGCUGGGCUCAGAUGAUUUCUUCUACGUGGGCGGCAGUCCAAACACAGCAGAUCUGCCCGGCUCCCCUGUGAGCAACAACUUCAUGGGCUGCCUUAAAGAUGUGGUCUACACCAAUAAUGAGUUCAGACUGGAGCUCUCCCGCCUGGCUGAAUUGCGCGACCCCAAGGUUACCAUCCACGGUGACCUGACCUUCCGCUGCGAGGAUGUCGCCGCAUUAGACCCCGUCAGUUUCGACAUGCCGACUGCUUAUGUAACCCUUCCGCACUGGAACGCAAAGAAAGCCGGUUCCGUGUCCUUCGACUUCCGAACCACCGAACCCAACGGCCUCCUGCUGUUCAGCCACGGGCGGCCGCAGAGUUCCAAAGAUCACAGACCGAAGGUGGACUUCUUCGCCAUGGAGCUGCUUGAAGGUUUCCUCUACCUGCUCAUGGACAUGGGCUCCGGGAGCAUCAAGAUGAAAGUCGGGAACAAAAAGGUCAAUGACGGAGAAUGGUGCCACGUGGAUUUCCAGAGAGAGGGCAGGAAAGGCUCUAUCUCCGUCAAUGGCCGCAGCAUGCCCUUCUCUACCAACGAGGGCAGUGAGAUUCUGGAUCUCGAUGGUGAAAUGUUUCUGGGGGGUCUGCCGGAGGACAGCGGCAGUCUUCCUCUCCCCCCAGAGGUGUGGACCGCCCGCCUCAGGCUGGGCUUUGUGGGUUGCGUGCGGGAUCUCUUUAUAGAUGGGCACAGCAAGGACCUGCGGCAGUUGGCGGAGCUUCAGAGCGCUCCAGGUGUCAGCAGCUUCUGUACGAGAGAGACCCAUCGGAGGUGCAGCUCUGAGCCCUGUUCCCACGGAGGCCGCUGCCGCGAGGGCUGGAAUCGACAUGUCUGCGACUGCACUGGAACUGGAUAUCUGGGCCCCAACUGUGAGAUGGAGUCCGCAGUGCUGAGUUAUGACGGCAGCAUGUUUCUGAAGGUCCUGAUGCCUCAUGCUGUUCACACUGAGGCUGAGGACGUGUCUCUGCGCUUCAUGUCGCAGAGGGCUUAUGGUCUGCUCAUGGCCACCACCUCCAAAGAGUCCGCCGACACCCUGCGCCUAGAGCUGGACGGGGGAAGGGUCAGACUCACCGUCAACCUAGAUUGUAUCGGGAUAGACUGUAACCUUAGUAAAGGACCGGAGACUCUGUUCGCAGGGCAUAAGCUGAAUGACAAUGAGUGGCACUCUGUGAAGGUGGUGCGCCGUGGGAAGAGCCUGCAGCUCUCUGUUGACAAUGUGACCGUGGAGGGCCAGAUGAGCGGAGCACACACGCAGUUGGAGUUCCAUCACAUAGAGACGGGCAUCAUGACCGAGCGGCGCUUCAUCGCAGUCAUGCCUUCCAACUUCAUCGGCCACCUGCAGGGCCUCUCUUUCAACAGCAUGCCGUACCUAGACCAGUGCAAGAAUGGUGACAUCUCCUACUGUGAGCUCAAUGCCCGCUUCGGCAUGCGCCGCAUCGUGGCAGAUCCCGUCAGCUUCCGGAAUCGAGCCAGCUAUGUGGCGCUGUCCACCCUGCAGGCUUACGCCUCCAUGCACCUCUUCUUCCAGUUCAAGACCACCAGUCCUGACGGUCUGAUGCUGUUUAACUCUGGAGACGGCAGUGACUUUAUCGUGAUCGAGCUUGUGAAGGGGUACAUCCAUUAUGUUUUUGACUUGGGCAAUGGGCCGUCGCUCAUGAAGGGCAACUCCGACAAGCCGCUCAAUGACAACCAGUGGCACAACGUGAUGGUGUCCCGCGAUGACAGCAACGUGCACAUGCUCAAGAUCGACUCCCACACGGUCACGCAGCACUCCAAUGGAGCCCGCAACCUGGACCUCAAAGGAGAGCUGUACAUUGGAGGUAUUGGGAAGAGCAUGUACAACAGUCUGCCCAAGCUCAUAGCAUCGCGGGAUGGCUAUCAGGGCUGCCUGGCCUCAGUUGACCUGAAUGGCAGGCUUCCUGACCUGAUCGCAGAUGCUUUGCACCGUGUGGGGCAAGUGGAGCGAGGCUGUGAAGCCGGCCCUGGCACAACCUGCACGGAGGAAUCCUGCUCCAAUCAGGGAGUGUGUCUGCAGCAGUGGGAGGGGUUUACCUGUGACUGCACCAUGACGACAUACGGAGGUCCCCUCUGCAGUGACCCUGGGACCACAUAUAUUUUUGGGAGAGGAGGAGCGCUUAUCACGUACACCUGGGCCCCCAAUGAUCGGCCAAGCACCAGGGCGGACCGUUUGGCCGUGGGCUUCAGCACCCAGCAGAGUGAUGCCAUCCUGAUGCAGGUGGAGAGCAGCCAGGGCCUCGGAGACUACCUGCAGUUGCACAUUGAACAAGGGAAGGUCAGUGUGAUCUUCAAUGUGGGCACAGAUGACAUCACCAUAGAUGAGCCUGCGGUCACCGUGAACGACGGCAAGUACCACGUGGUUCGCUUUACGCGUAGUGGUGGCAACGCCACCCUCCAAGUGAACAACCAGCCCGUCAUCGAGCGCUUCCCAACAGGGAACAUUGAUAAUGAACGGCUUGCUAUAGCCAGGCAAAGAAUUCCAUACAGACUUGGUCGGGUAGUUGACGAGUGGCUACUCGACAAAGGUCGACAGUUGACUAUCUUCAACAGCCAGGCGGCCAUAAAGGUGGGAGGUCAGGAUAAGGGGCGGCCGUUCCAGGGCCAGAUCUCAGGCCUGUACUACAACGGGCUGCAAGUUCUAAAACUGGCCGCCGAGGGGGAUCCGAACGUGCAGGUGACAGGAAACUUGCGUUUGGUUGGGGACGCACCCUCCGUCCUGUCCACAGAGACCACCUCGGCCACCCCUCCAGCUGCGGCGGACAUGUCCACCACCAUAAUGGAGACCACCACCACCAUGGCCACUACCACCACCCGUAGACAGCGCUCUCCUAGCCUGAAGGACAGUAUUGCACAGAACUCAGAUGACCUGCUGGUGGCAUCAGCCGAAUGUCCCAGUGAUGAUGAGGAUCUGGAGGAGUGUGAGCCGGGCACUGGAGGUGAACUUGUGUUGCCUAUAAUUACUGUGGACACCCAAGACCCCCUUCCCAUAGUCACCCGUUACCCCACCAUCCCUGCCCCCCCCACAUCCCUGACCCCUCUCCAAACCACCAAAGAGUCCCUCGUUCUGUCCGACCUCCGCCCGCCAUGCCCUCCGGACCAGGAGGACUGCGGCGACCCCAUGGAGGUAUCGGCCUUCGGCUCUGGAGAAAUGACGGAGUCCGAUGACGAGGACUUUUACAAAAACUCCCCCAUGGUCACAGACAGGACGGUCCUACCGCCGCCCCCUGCCGUGGGCAAGAGCGGAGGCCAGAGCCCAGGUGACCACCGUCCUCCAGUCCCCAGCCCCACCACACACCCCAACCAGCUCCACAUCCCCGCAGGCAAAAUGAAUACCCGUGACCAGGUGCUCCUACCGCCCGCCCCGUCCUCCCGUCACACUCCAGCGUUAACCUACCCACCUGGUUUCCCCCAUGUGCCCACAGCUCACCCCACCGACCUGAUGGAGAAGGGCCACCCGGGCGCUGUGGAGGUAAUCAGGGAGUCCAGCAGCACCACAGGCAUGGUGGUCGGCAUCGUGGCAGCUGCUGCCCUCUGCAUCCUCAUCCUCCUUUACGCCAUGUACAAGUACCGCAACCGGGACGAAGGUUCUUAUCAGGUGGACCAGAACCGCAAUUCAGGAUCCGAAAGCAACGGCGCCGUGGUCAAAGAGAAGACGCCGAGCACAACCUCCGCCGUCGCAAAGACGACCGCCAAGGGCAAGAAAAAUAAAGACAAGGAGUAUUACGUCUGAGAGAGACAGAGGAGGAGGUUCACAGACAGGAAGUGUGCUGAGGAUUUUAAAACUUCAAAUCACCUCCUCUGCAUCCUCAAACAUUUAAGCCACACGAUCUUCUGUUUACUUCUCCAAACGUUUUUCUGCCAACCGAAAGAUACGGACGUAGGGAAUGAGGAGGAAGGAACACUGACCGAUAGAUCCUCCUUUCGUUUCUGUCUUGCGAAGCCAUUGUUGUAUGUAAUUUUAUCUCUAUCAUGUCUAAAGAAAAUCUUCCAUUACAUUCCAAAUGAUGUAAUGCCCUCUUUGCGAUUAAAAAUUUAUGUUUUGCGGGCCUCCAUGGGAGAGUAACCAACACCAUGGACAGGGAGAGAAAACCCGCCGGUUUAACAGAUGUAUCCACACACGAGCUUUUGGUGCUAUUCCUGAACGUUUGUUUAAUAUUAUCUUCACAGAGCUAUGAAAUUGAGAUCUUCUACGAGGCGGUCGUUGGCCCUCAUUGUAAUCAUUCAUGAAGAACAGAAGCGAUUCUGUUAGUUAUUUGCACGAGACAAGCAGAUGCUCCCAUCAGUUCUUGUGGAGAUGUUAAAUCUGACACCUUUUUCGUGUUCGGUUGGAAAGGCGGUGGAUAGUAUCACAUUUUCUGUUUCAUUCUCUGACUGAGCCUGAAAAACCCGGAGAGUCUGAAUUCGUUUACACUCUGGUAUCUUUUGUCAGUGUAGAAAUUAGGAUUUAUCUGUCUCUGCCAUGAAACACAUUAUUCUAAUUCUUUCUUUGUUGUUUAUCCGCCAUGGUUUCAUAAACACGUUCUCGCUUAGAAUCGCAGAUCAGACGGUGAAGCCUGCUUUGACAGCAACACCUCCACUAGCAGCUCAGAAGGUUGUUAGAACUUUAAAAAGCCAACGAAAGGCAUUCAGCAGGCAUCUCUCUCGCUCUCUCUCUCUCUCUCUCUCUCUCUCUCUCUCUCCAUGGUGCCGAAACAUUGUGAUCUGUUAGUUAGGCUACUAAUUGUGUUCCAUGCAUGAUGCAUUCACAUUCAGCUUUCCAUGAGAGUUUUUUGAUAUGAAUUACAUAAAGUUGAUAACUCUCGUCUCACCCGGAGGGAUUCAUAGCACCAUGGGCGAGCACGACGCGGACAAAAGAGACCUCAGAAAGUGGGACUGUCCUGAACUGAACAUCAGCUUGGACGAAAGAUGUUGUAUCUAUGUAAAUACAGGAAAUUGCUGAAAACGCUUCAGGAGACAGGUUUGUGUGUAUCGAGCAUACGGUACGUUUGCGUGUGUGUGCUUGUGUGUGUGUGUGUGUGAGUGUUUUCCUCGUUCGUCCUCCGGCAUGAGAAAGAUAUACACAAGACUACGAGAACCCUUUCUCUUGCCUCCUGUAUUCUCUAUGGUGUGAAACUACAGCCCAAUACCCAUCCGAAUGAGACUACAGACAGUGAAACAAACAGGAUAAAGAGAACGGAGGCGAAAUCAUAUUUUCAGAACUGUGUGGCAUCUCUUCUAGGAGGGGAAAAAAGGAACCCGUUCUCAUCGGGAUGCCAGCUCACCACCUCCCAAACCUAAGAAAGUGAAAAGAAGCGAACUGACAAGGCUUUUAUGGAUAAAGCAGCACAACCUUGUGUCCAGACUUUUGUAUCUAAUGACACCUCCUGGAAAGGAGGAAAAAAGGAAGAAAAAAAACUGUAUACCAUCUAGAUAUUUCUCACACUUGAAAAUAUGUUUUUCCUGAAUUGACAUUCCUUGUUAUUACAAAGAGGUUUUUGUUUAGUCCUUUCUCUGCAAAUGAAAAACAAAAUGUUAUUCACAAUAGAUAUUACUUCAGUAACACGAAGUGAUUUUCAAAUGUGAAAUUAUGGGGAAAAAAAUAAUAAUAAUAAUGUUUUGGGAUUUUAUUGAAUUUGGUAAAAGAUGAAGCAUUACACCUAGCCAUACCUCCAUUUUACAUUUGGGUUUUUUGUUACGUCAUUGACAGGGCUUUUUUCUGUUUGUGUUUUUGUUUUGCUUGUUCUUUUAAGAUAUAAUUGUCAUUUACCUAUGCUGGUCAAAGUAUAUUCCCGUUCUUAAUGUAAUUGUAAAGUGUUACUGUGAGAUGAAAUCUAAAUAUGUGUACAUUGACAGAGGGAAAAAUACACUUG
This is a messenger RNA of Sinocyclocheilus anshuiensis, 7848 nucleotides long. RefSeq names its product neurexin-1-like. The transcript has 21 exons. Lineage: Eukaryota; Metazoa; Chordata; Actinopteri; Cypriniformes; Cyprinidae. The coding region runs from base 825 to 5729 and encodes 1634 amino acids. The record is from RefSeq and is a predicted model, not a curated record.